Molecule: messenger RNA, 1010 nt
Organism: Striga asiatica
Lineage: Eukaryota; Viridiplantae; Streptophyta; Magnoliopsida; Lamiales; Orobanchaceae
Source: the annotation of a GenBank genome assembly
GCUCGAGCAAAUCAAAUCAAAUCAAACAAUCCCAAAAGAAAAGGCCAAAAUUGAAAAGAAAAAAAAAAAUCACAAAAAUGACUCACACCAAAGCCACCACCGGCGCCGCCGUGGCCAAGGUGGAGAUUAGCCCAUACUCCUCCCCGUCACCGCCGUCAUCUCCCCCGACUCCACAGGCUCCGGCGAUCCUCACUCCGUGUGCCGCCUGCAAGAUUCUCCGGCGAAGGUGUGCCGAAAAAUGCGUAUUGGCGCCAUAUUUCCCGCCAACCGAGCCGCUAAAGUUCACGAUCGCGCAUCGGGUUUUCGGAGCUAGCAACAUUAUCAAAUUGUUGCAGGAGCUUCCCGAGUCUCAACGAGCCGAUGCUGUGAAUAGUAUGGUGUACGAGGCUAAUGCGAGGCUGAGGGACCCGAUCUACGGCUGUGCUGGCGCCAUCUGUCACCUCCAGAAACAAAUCUGUGAUCUUCAAGCUGAGCUGGCAAAGGCACAAGCAGAAAUCCUGAACAUGCAGUGCCAAAAUGCCAAUCUGUGUGACCUAAUAUGCAAGGUACAAAUGGUCACAGCACAUAGCCAUGGAGUUGAGGACAAUAAUAAUAAUAAUAGUAGUAAUUUUGGGGUACAAUCAGCUGCAGCAUUGGCAUACAGUACUCAGAACACAGCUUUUAUUGAGGAUGCUAACAUGGGAGUUUCUUGGGAGCCACUUUGGACAUAAGUAUAAGAAGAGGAUAAUAUAUGUGUUAUCUUAUUUUAUUUUUUUUUAUAUUUAAUUUUUCGGUUUUGUUUUCUUAUCUUGUAAUUGAUCAUCUACUGCAAAUUUCUCCUAUCCGUGGGUAACUGGAGUUUUAGCUGUCAGAUCUACACACAUCUUUGUGUGAUUUGAUGGCUACAACUCUGUGAGGCUCUACAAUUUAGAUAAAGAAAAGGUACUUUUUUUUUUUAUUAUUAUCCAAGUGCACCUAGUGAAAAUGAAAUGAAGGGAUAUAUAAUAUAUUUACAUAUGUUAGAUAAUUAC